Molecule: messenger RNA, 269 nt
Organism: Arabidopsis thaliana (thale cress)
Lineage: Eukaryota; Viridiplantae; Streptophyta; Magnoliopsida; Brassicales; Brassicaceae
Gene: LCR13
Product: low-molecular-weight cysteine-rich 13
Exons: 2
Coding region: 36-269 (77 amino acids)
Cellular component (GO): extracellular region
Source: RefSeq, marked reviewed
UAUCAAUCACUUUUGUUAUAAUUCUAUCAUCGAAGAUGACUAAAAACACAGCUCUUACAAUUUUUAUGGUUGUUUUGGUUAUUGAAAUGGUGAUGGAGGAGACGCAAGGAGAUACAUGUCAUGAAUAUCUUUACCCAGAAAAGUGUGAAAAUAAUCAGUGUAACUCGGAGUGUGCUACCAAGUUUAAAGAAGUAGGAGUUUUUGGAUUUUGUGUACCACCUCGAUCCGAGCCAACAGAGCAGUUCUGCAUCUGCAGUUACAAUUGUUAA